AUGUUUUCUCUAUCUAUCUAUCUAUCUAUCUAUCUAUCUAUCUAUCUAUCUAUCUUUCUCACUCACUUUUUCGCGUACUUAAAUAAGACUUUUUCAUUCUCUCUUGUAUAUUACUCAUAUCUGUCUGCUACCUAUCGUUGUUAUUGCUUGGGUAAUGUGCUAUGCUAUCUUGUCAAUGCUGAUAUAGACAGUCUCCUGAGUCGGUUAUUAAGAGACAAUGGAGCCUGUACCAUCUCUUUGGAAUGCCCAGGCAAAACAGCUCUUUGCUACGAGCACAAAUGCAGAUUAAAUGUUCCUUGCAACAAGGACAAUGACUGCUUCUUCUACGGUGCCGGUGAUGUUGCCAACCAAAAUCCACAUCCAAAAUGUUACAGGAAGAUAGGAACUAACAAAUUACCUACCGGAUAUGGCUAUUGUAUGUUGAAGGAGAGAGUUGGAAACGAUCCCACUCUAAUCCGAAUAAAGGGAGAUGAUGUUGACAGUCUGGAUGAACAUCCCAUCGACACUCACAAUAUGCAGUAA
Molecule: messenger RNA, 522 nt
Organism: Acanthosepion pharaonis
Lineage: Eukaryota; Metazoa; Mollusca; Cephalopoda; Sepiida; Sepiidae
Source: the annotation of a GenBank genome assembly